ACUACUGAUUGUCAAUGAGUCUAUCUCGAAUUGUUUUGAGGUUAUGUUUUAAAAAUAAUUCACUUUAAAUUUUCAAUAUAGCACUGUGUCUUUUGUAUUCACUAACUUGAACUGAUCGUCGGUUGAUGAGCUAUAAUAUCAGCGAUAAAUCCGGUAGUGAAGAACACUUUUACUCACUUUUACAUUAAAAGAACAGGAGCGCAAAUUUAUUGAUGUUGACGUAUUUGUUUUAAAAACCGGAACCGAAAAUUAGAAUAUUCUUUUGAAACUUAAACUUCAAUUUUUAUACAUUUACCUGAGUUCUUGAAAGAAAUCAUAGUGAUCAAUACAUUUCAGUGGAAUAUCCAUAUUUAUGUUUAAGCUCAAUGGCCUGACUUAUUUAUUAAGUUAUUCGUUCAUUAUGUUUUACAGAUGAAAAAACAGAGACUUCAGCUUGAUCCCCAAGAUGUUAUUAACAGAGAAAGGCAAAAAGAUAUUAGAGAAACUAAAAGACUUCAAUCGCAAAUGGAUGAACAGAGAAAAAAAAAUUUUCUUCAAGCUAACGAAGAUGAAGAUAAAAUCAUCAAGAAAUUAGAAAAACAAUUAGGACUUAACAAGUGCAAAAACAAAAAGAACUUUUUUGCUGAUGAUGGGUUAGACUAUUUGUUAGAGAUAUGUGAGAGGGCCACCAGUGAGCAAAUUGUUGCAGCAGAAAAGCAUUUAGCGGAUGUUGAUGGGGAAUCCGAAUUUGAGGAAGAUUUGGCUCUAGUUACAGGAAAAGAAGAUAGUAAAAAGAAAUCUCAAGAUCAAAAAAAUAAACAGUCUGAUGAUGAUAUGGAUGAAACAGGCACUGAGGAUGAUUUGGAUAAUGUCAGCAGUGACGAUAUGAAUAAUGACGACCCUGAAGAAAGUGAUUAUGAAGAUGAUUUCAGUGAGAUAGAUGGAAUAUCAAAUACAGAAGACACUAAUCAUGAUGAACCUGAAGAACCACCUGCAAAAUCCAAAAGAAAACAAAUGUCUAAUUAUGAAUUAAAUAAAAAAAAUGGUAAUAAAGGCACAGUAAUUAUGGAAGAAGAUUUGUGUAAAGUAUUUAGUGAUGAUGAAGUGUCACACUUAUCUGGUGAUGAUAAUGAAGAUGAGGAACAUUUAUCUGAUGGUUUUGAAACAGAAAUAAAGAAGAAAGAAGAAGGAAAAAAACCUGAUUUUUGGGAAGAUAUUUAUGGAAGGAAACGGGAUAAAGAAGGAAAUGUAAUCAAGGAAGACAAAGGUACUUAUGUUCCUCCACAUUUAAGGAAUAAGGUUUCUGAUACAGAUAAAGACUUGACACAAUUGAAACGACAGAUCAAAAGUGUACUGAAUAAAUUGGCUGGUACCAACUUACACUGGUCAUGUACAAGUAUCGAAAACCUGUAUUGUAGUAAUAGCCGUAAUGCAGUGAAUAGUACCUUGUCCCAGGUGUGGACUGAAGCGACUAUAGGAAUUGCACAUACUCCGCACAGAUUGCUUUCAGAGCACGCCGCACUAAUCGCAGUAUUGCAUGCCAACAUCGCUACAGAGAUUGGUGCCCAUUUUUUGUUAGAACUGACCAAAAAGUUUGAUGAAAUGAUGCAAAUUCCACAGCCAAUGGAAGACAAGAGAUUAGAUAAUCUUGUGUGUUGUUUGGCACAUCUGUACAGUUUUAAGAUCUAUAACGCGUCGUUAUUAUAUGAUAUACUGGGUCGCCUCCUUGAAGAUCUGUCUGAGAAGAAUAUAGAGUGUGUGGUGGGUGUAUUACGUACUGUGGGCGGAGUGUUGCGGAAAGAUGAACCUCUCGCUCUCAAAACGUUCAUACAAGAUACCCAAGCGAAAAUAGCUGCACUCAACAGAUCUGCUUCGGAUGGGUCGCGUAUAAAAUUCCUUCUGGAAGUACUGAUGGCCGUCAAGAAUAACAACUUGACCAAGAUACCCAACUAUGACCCCACGUACGGUGAACACCUUAGGAAACAAAUAAAAAGUGUCAUACGAAGAGGGAAUUACAUCACGCCGCUGCAUAUACGAUUAGACGACUUGUUGAAAGCGGAUGAGCGAGGGAAAUGGUGGGUAGUGGGCUCAGCGUGGGAGGGGAACAGACCCACGCAGGUUACCGCGCCCGCCACCCUCCUUCCCACCACCGACUCCAAGCUGCUGGAGCUGGCUCGUAAGCAGAGAAUGAAUACGGAUGUCAGGAGAAGUAUCUUCUGUGCCAUCAUGACCGCCGAGGAUUAUAUGGACGCGUUCGAGAAGCUACAACACUUGGGUCUUCGUGGUCAUCAAGAGAAGGAGAUAGUUCAUGUGUUACUCGCUUGCUGUCUCCAGGAGCGUACAUACAACCCUUACUACGCUGUGCUGGGGCAGAAACUGUGCGACACAGAUAGGAAAUAUCAGCUAUCCAUACAAUAUUCGACAUGGGAUAAGAUCAAGGAUCUGGAGUCGUUGCCUAAACACAGCGCCGCCAACCUGGCGCAGUUCUUGGUGCAUCUUAUUCUCGCGAAGGGACUGCCACUCUCAAUACUGAAGGUGAUCCAAUUCUCCGAUCUGAACAAGCAUACAGUCAAGUUCAUGCGCCGAAUUCUCCUUGCCAUAAUCCUGAAUGUGGAUCUUCAAGCGUCCUUAGAGGUAUUUCACCGGGUCUCCAAACCGCCCAAACUGCACAUGUUCAGAGAAAGUGUAAGGCUGUUUGUACAACAUUUCCUACUGAAGAACGUCGGCAAAACUAAUGUACUGAAUGAUCAAGAGAUGGCGCUGUUGAAAGAACGAGCUCUCGACGUUGAUAAGAUUCUUACUAUGCACGAAUCUAAGUUGAGAUUAUAAUAAAUAAUUUUAAAUGUU
Messenger RNA from Diatraea saccharalis (sugarcane borer), 2826 nucleotides. The record is from the annotation of a GenBank genome assembly. Lineage: Eukaryota; Metazoa; Arthropoda; Insecta; Lepidoptera; Crambidae.